Toxotes jaculatrix (banded archerfish) is the source of this 1689-nucleotide messenger RNA. RefSeq names its product tyrosinase-like. Gene Ontology annotation, molecular function: oxidoreductase activity. The transcript is spliced from 7 exons. Lineage: Eukaryota; Metazoa; Chordata; Actinopteri; Toxotidae. The record is from RefSeq and is a predicted model, not a curated record. The coding region runs from base 16 to 1689 and encodes 557 amino acids.
UCCAUCUCCUCCACCAUGCUGCUGUCAUUUCAGUGGUUUUGGCUGGUACUUUUGUUAUAUCUGACAAGCCUCAGAGAUGUGGAGGCUCAGUUUCCAGGUGCCUGUACCACAUCAGAGGCUCUUGAUAGCCGGACAUGUUGUCCCCUCUGGAAUGGGUCUCCUUGUGGAUUUAACUCAGGACGAGGACUAUGUGCACCACAUCCGGCAAGAGACCUUCCAAAACCAGUAGACUACAGGGUAGACUGGCCUCGUGCCUUCUAUGAUUCAGUGUGUACAUGCUGGGGAAACUAUGACGGAUUUGACUGUGGUCAGUGCCUCCCGGGCUGGAGAGGACCGGACUGUCAGACGCCGCACCAUGUGGUGAGGAAAGAGAUAACAGAUAUGACUGAUUCUGAGAGGGAGAACUUCCUCUCAAGUUUGGACCUGGCAAAAAAGAGCCCCAGCAGCCGUUACGUGAUCCUAACAAGUAAUGACACAACAGUGAAAGGGAACUAUGAAUUUCACAACACAAGUGUCUAUAAUCUGUAUGUAUGGAUGCACUACUACUCAGCUAAGAGCUAUGCUGGUUCUGAAAAUAAUGCUGCACACCGGGGCCCUGCUUUUCUCUUCUGGCACCGAGUGUUCCUGCUUUUCAUUGAGAGGGAGAUCAGGGACCUCACAGGGAACCAUGAUUUCUACAUCCCAUAUUGGGACUGGACCAGAACCGACCACUGCAACAUCUGCACCAACAAGUACUUUGGGGGAGUUCGCCAAGAUGGUCGUAUAGACAGUGCUUCCCGUUUCUCAAAGUGGAAGACCAUAUGUCCCUAUGAUGAAAGUCUUGGUAUAAUUUGCAUCGACUCUGAUGAUCCUGCACCUCUGAUCCGCAACCCUGGAAAGGACCCAAUAUAUAAAACACUGCCAACCGCUGGUGAUGUUGAGGAGACAUUGGCAACAAAACAUUUUGACACACCUCCAUUUAACAAAAGCUCUAAGAACAGCUUCAGGAACAAGCUGGAAGGUUUUGAGAUUCCUGACGAUUCCCGACACCUGACUACCUCUAUGCACAACCUGGUCCACAGAUACUUCAAUGGCACAAUGUCUCUGGUCCCUACUGCAGCCAAUGACCCCAUAUUCAUGGUACAUCACAGCUUCGUUGACAAGAUUCUCGAGGAGUGGUUGAAGGCCGACAAUGAUGCGGCCUAUCCUGAUAGUGACCUGGUCCAUCCAGCUCAGAGAGCGUACGCCUACAUGGCCCCAUUCCUCCCUCUACGCACCAACAACUACUACCGGGGCAGGGACAUCAGGAGCCUGGGUUACAGCUUCAGAGAACACAGCCUGUCUGGCUCUGGAGCAGUUCACAGCAUAGAAAGACAGGCUGAAGAGUUUCUAGAGGAAUCUUCAGCCAGUGGAGUCCAGUGGCAGUGGCCUGUUCUGGGUGUUUUUAGCAUUGUAUUGCUCUGUGUUAGUGUUGGGGCCGCUAUUAAAUACAAAGGCAAAAGACAGCAAACGCAGGACACACCGACAGAGGAGAAACGGUCAGAGUUUGAUUACCGGUCCAACUCUCUGUAUGCAAUCUGGAUGAAAGACAGGAAUGGAAGCAUUGACAAAUCGUCAUCUUCAAUUGACGUUGUCUCAGCGCCCAGGUCUGCAUCAGUGGGGAGAGAAGGCAGCGUGGACUCAGCUAUAAAUAUGGAAAUCCACCUUUAG